CGACGGUCCGCUUCACUACACCGUGGCGGGGAUGUCUACAGUGAGAGAAGAAGAAGGGGGAGGGCACUACUUUGUCACAGGCUGCUAUGUAGAUUAACCUUUCAAUUAGUUGUUAUCAGGUCCUCUCCAUGUCUCCGCGUGAGCUGCUCGAGCCUUUCGUUUUCAAGACCACCAAACCCGCUCGGAUAUAUGUCGCUUCGCAUUUACCCUUCGACGUGAUAAUGAAGAGGAGUAUCCGAGGAGGGGGAAAAAACUUGAAGACUACCAGCAAAUAUUUACGAUCUGAGCUGGGAUUCUAAUAAAACACAGUUCCAGGUCAGCUGAUAACUUCCACUGUGGAUAUUACUUGUACCCAACUUUUUCCUCGAGUUCACCCGGAAUUGAGAAAAUACUCGCGGAUGCUGUCGUGGAACAUAACUUCCUGACCGUACUAAGGAUGUGGAUGUACGUAUUUUGCAGCUGCAGAAAGGAGGAACCUUUAUGGAUCACAUUUUUGUGAGGCUUAUUGUUCAACCAUGGUAAAACUUGCAAACCCUCUCUACACGGGGUGGAUUCUCGAAGCAAUACAGAAAAUUAAAAGGCAGAAGCAGAGGCCUUCAGAGGAGAGRAUUUGUCAUGCAGUGGCGACGGUGCACGGACUGGACAAGAAGACRGUCCUUGAGCAGUUGGAAUUAAGCGUUCAUGAUAGCUCUAUCCUCAAGGUGACAAAUAAGGGAAGCACUUCCUACAAGGACCCAGGAAAUCCUGGAAGAGUUGGUCCCAUCUUGCCUACAAACACAUCUUUGCCGUCAAAGGAAUCUGUAUGGAAUUCAAACGAUCUCCGCCAUAUUGAUUGGAAUAAAAUACUUCGGACGGCCAUUGAAGGUCUGGAUGAUACCCACGGCUCYUCGCUGAAGAACAUCGAGAGGUACCUGAGGAAUCAGGACGACCUCUCAAAYGUUGUUGACAAUCCUGCUUUUCGGCAGAGGUUGCGGCUGGCGGCGAAGCGCUCAGUUGGCAACGGCAGAUUGGUCAAAAACGGCCCACGGUAUAAGCUCUGCCAUGGAGGUGUGGAGGGAAGAAGCUCCAGGUGUCCUAGUGCUUCCCCCUUGGUUCUGGCAUCAGUGACGCUCCUCCCCCAUGAGCGCGACCAGCUCCGGGUCGACCCCAUCCCAAUAUGCAGUUUCUGUCUUGGAACGAAGGAGUCAAAUCGGGACAAGCAGCCAGAGGAGCUGCUGUCCUGUGCAGACUGUGGAAGCAGUGGGCAUCCAUCAUGUCUAAAGUUCUCCGAAGAAUUAACCUUGAAUGUGAAGAGAUUAAGGUGGCAGUGCAUUGAAUGCAAAACCUGCAGCUCCUGUCGAAUACAGGGGAAAAAUGCUGAUGAGAUGCUGUUCUGCGAUUCAUGUGAUCGAGGCUUUCACAUGGAAUGCUGCGAUCCGCCGCUUUCAAGAAUGCCAAAAGGAACCUGGAUCUGCCAAGUCUGCAGGCCAAAGGAGAACGGGAAGAAACUGCUGCACAAGAAGGCCGAUCAGAUCAAACGUCGAUAUGCAAAGCCAAUCGGAAGGCCGAGAAAUAAGCUCAAACAAAGAAUGUCUGUAACCAGUGGUGAUGGCUCCAUGGUAGCACUUGGAGGAAGGGGGUCACCUGGUAGGGGUCAAAAGAUUACCGUCUGUUCCACACCUUCAUCUGGUCAUGCUGCAUCUGUGACGGACGCCAGAGACAGAUUGACUGUUGCAGAGCCUUGUUGUGCGGUCAACGCCACCCAAUUCACCUCUUCCCCUCCCACCACCACCCCCUCCCUCACGCCCACCUCCACCCCAGCCACACUUACUGUUAACAAGAAAACCAAAGGGCUUAUUGAUGGGCUUUCCAAAUUCUUUACCCCUUCCCCUGUGGGCCGUCGCUCGCGAGCUGUAGCCAUAGAGUCGCCCUCCAAACAGUUAUGCUCUAGAGACAAGGGUCCUCCCAAACUGUCCAAUUCACCAGAGCCGUUUGCCUUCGCUGCUGAUGCCUCUCAAACGAUAACCCCUCCAUCUUCUGCACUUCUUCCCGCUUCCACAUUGCCAGGACUUAGCCCCCCCUCGCAGGUGUCCAGCAGCUCCACUUCUGCUAACUCACCGCAGAGCUCUUCCAGCCAGUCUAGUGUUCCCUCCCUGAGUAGUCUCUGCAGUAGCAGCCAGCUGAAGGGGCUUUUCGAUGGACUCUCUCACAUUUUUACUACUCAGGGACAGUCGCGGAAAAAGAGGCCACCAAGCUACGCGCCGCCAAAGCGCAYGCCCCAUAAGCAGGAUUUGUCCAGAACGGGGCCGCAGUGCCUUGGAAAGAACGAGUUUAGUAGAAAUAGGUUACACUCCUCAUCAGCUGGGCCCGGCCGACCCAGAGGAACCCCUUUUAAGAUGGUCAGUCAUUUCAAAUGCAACCCUUUCCUUAAAAAUCACAGGACACUAGGCAGGCUGAAGUAUAGAGUGAGCCCUCAGAAGGGAUCCCCCUCACCAGGAAAGGGAGACUUGACAGACGGAAGAAUUAAGCCUGAGAAUAAUCAUGGCCACAAUGUGGAGCUGCACGUGAAGCAGGAAGUUCAGACMGAGUGUGUGGCCAUGUUGAGAGACCAUGUGACAGAGGAAGACACUGAGACAUUCGCGCGGGUCCAGGAACGUGCUGCUCAGAAAACUGGAUCUCUGAUGAAUACAGAGUUUAUGAGAUGUCCCUCUGUCAUUGAAUUUGGGAAGUAUGAGAUUCAGACCUGGUACUCAUCGCCGUACCCACCUGAAUAUUCAAGAUUACACAAGCUUUAUCUGUGUGAGUUCUGUCUGAAGUACAUGAGAAGCAAAAACAUUCUCCUGAGACACACAAAGAAGUGUGGCUGGUUUCAUCCGCCAGCCAAUGAAAUCUACAGAAAGGACAACCUUUCCGUCUUUGAGGUUGAUGGAAAUGUCAGCAAACUGUUCUGCCAAAACCUCUGCCUAUUAGCCAAGCUUUUCCUGGAUCACAAGACCUUGUAUUAUGAUGUGGAGCCUUUCCUCUUCUACAUACUUACAAAGAAUGAUGAGAAAGGCUGUCAUCUUGUGGGCUAUUUCUCCAAGGAAAAGCUUUGCCAGCAGAAGUACAAUGUCUCCUGCAUAAUGAUUAUGCCUCAGUACCAAAGGCAAGGAUUUGGAAGGUUCCUUAUUGAUUUCAGUUACCUUCUCACCAGGCGAGAAGGACAAGCUGGCUCCCCGGAGAAGCCGCUGUCAGAACUGGGUCGCUUAUCCUACCUGGCAUAUUGGAAAAGUGUCAUACUGGAGCACCUUUAUAAGCACCCAGAUAAACACAUCAGUGUUAAAGGAAUAAGCAGGGCCACGGGGAUGUGUCCACAUGACAUUGCCUCCACUCUCCAGCAGCUCGGCAUGAUUGACAGACAGGAUGGCAGGAUUGUGUUGGUCAGAAGAGAGAGGUUGAUUCAGAGGCACCUGGAGAGGCUGAGGGCUAACCCACGUAAGAAUGAGGUGGACCCAGAUGCCUUGCGCUGGACUCCUUCCACGACUCUGAAUGCUGUCCUUUCUGAGGAGGAGAGGGAGGCAGAGAUGGAUGCCGAGCGGCUGAAGGAGCAGGCCAGUUGCUGGGAGAAGGAGGAGAGAGACGGCUACGCGAUGACCCACGGUGGCAGGCAAACUCUCACCAAGGUCCACUGCAAGAUUCCCUACAGGACGUACGAGCGCCGGCCCGCUCCCCCCUGGUCAAGGCGCAUCCAGCAGUCGGAGGCAGCGAGCGAUGACGAAGCCGACGACGACGAUGACGACUUCGAUGGCUUGCCUCCUAUCUUGACAAAAGCUCAUGCGAUGCUUGCAGCCAAGAGAAAGAGCACCGCUGUCCUUAAGAAGAGAGGGCGUAAAAGGAAGCGGAUAAACAGCAGCGUCACAACAGAAACCAUCUCUGAGACGACAGAGGUGCUGAACGAACCGUUUGACAACUCGGAGGAUGAGCGUCCGAUGCCCCUGCUGGAGCACACCUCCAGGAUGGGUGAAAUGGAGGAAGACGAUGAGGACGAUGAUGAGGAUGAGGACRGGGAGGAGGAGACACAAAAGUACAAGACGUCAAGUAUACCAAUGAAACGCCGGAGAGGUCGCCCAAGACUUGAGAAAAAUUCACAGAAAGACAAUCUUGAUCACUGGAUUGAAGGCUCUAACAUCAUCUCCAAGAGACCCAGCAGAACCCGUCCAGUAAAGAGGAAGAAAGGCUGGCCCAAAGGAGUGAAACGCGGCCCUCCUAAAUGGAGGCUAAAGAAGGAGCGAAAGAUGGGCUUUAAGCUGAACCUCUACACUCCUCCUGAAACACCCAUGGAGGCGGAGCAGCACCACAUUCGCACUGAAGAACCAAAACAGGAACCAGACCAGGAUGUUGUCAGUUCAGACGAGGGCACAAAAGUGGACCGAGGUUUGGCUAGUCCAGAUCUAAUGGAGGAGCUCCACUCUGAGCCCCCGAGUCCCGCUGAGCAUGGCUCCCAGACGUCAAGUUCCCCUGAGGGAUCACCUAUAGCUUCGCCGGCGUGUUCACCUGCUCCAUCCAUCGAUGCCGAUGGGUCGCCCAGGCCUAUGGACCCAACUGAUUCACCAGAACCCCCUGAGGACGACCAGCAGGAAAGUAGACAAGAUCAGGACUCACCAGCCAAAGACGUGGAGCUCAGCACCGAGGGCGCUGCAUCACUGGAACAUGAUAAUGAAGAAAACGAUGAAGAGGGGGGGAAAGGAGUUCAAGUAGAAGAUCAGGAUGCUGAUGAUGAAGAUGAAGGUCACAGGAAAACACCAGCACCUGAGAGCAGCGCAGACGAGUCGGGGCAAAGUUUAAAAGAUGCGCCGAAGUGCUCCCAAGCUUUUUUAGAUCCAGAAGAAGACAACGACUCUGAGUUGAGUCAGCAGGUUGGUAAAGAAGCAUGUAGUGAAGAAGAACAWGUUCCCGCUGCAGCAAACAUGCAGGAUGGAGGAACACAAACUGCAGAGACCACACCUCCACCUGAAGCAGCCGCGGUCGCAUCAAUAGCGGCUGCAGACUCUGAGUCCGAGGAGGAAAGCACAUCCAGCCCUUGUCCAAAGCAGACACUUCUUCCUCCUGCAGGCAGUUCAAAAACCAGUGCCGUGCUGAGAGAGGCUCACCCCGUCUGCGCAGAGAUCGACUCAGAGACUGUUCAAGCUGUUCAGUCUCUGACACAAGAGAGCGAGGGAGAGAAUGUGUUCCAGGACUGUGUGGAGAGCCAGGAGCCCUGCAGGAAUCUGCAGAGCUAUGCCCACGUUGCCCAAAGCCCUCAGCUCACUUCACUGGAUGAUUGCCCUCAGUCCAACCACAGCAGUCCCCUUUCCUCGGCGCAGUCCCAUCCCAGCCAGUCUGUACGCUCGGUUAGCAGCCCGGCCGUCUCCAUCCUGGAGAGCGGCUACACUCAGAUCAGCCCCGACCACAGCGCCAUCUCGGUGCCCUCGCUCCACAACAUGGAGACGAGCCCCAUGAUGGACGUGCCGUCGGUGUCGGAUCACUCCCAGCAGGUGGUGGACAGUGGAUUCAGUGAUCUGGGCAGCAUCGAGAGCACCACAGAGAACUACGAGAACCCCAGCAGCUACGACUCCACCAUGGGGGGCAGCAUCUGUGGCACAGGCCCCUCCCAGAACAGCUGCUCGUACGGCACUAUCCCCCCCAGCGGUCUGCCCCAGAGCAGCUGUGCCGUGAGCCAACAAAUGGGCGCCGUUAACCCCGGCAGCUGCGGGAUGAUUCAGCAGAACAGCCUGAGCUCGCCGCCGCACUGCAGCGUCAAGUCGCCGCAGGGCUGCGUGGUGGUGGAGAGGCCCCCCAGCAACAGCCAGCACAGCCAACACAACUCCCACGGCAGGCACGGUCCACACAAUCAGCACAGCCAACACAAUCAGCUAACCCAGCACAGUCAACACAAUCCUCACAACCAGCACAGUCACCACCACAAUCACCACCCGCAGCACAAUCAGCUCAGCCAGCACAAUCAGCACGGCCUUCACAAUCAGCACGGCCAGCAGCAGCCCAUGGCUCAGUGCGCCAUCCCCCCCAACUUCCCCGCCGCCGUGCAGCUGGCAGACAUCCCCGAGUCCGGCAACCCCAACUUCGCCCUCUAUGAGCGGCUGAACCACCAGGGGGAGUACGGCGGGGGGCACUACUCGCAGCCGUCGGGCCUGAGCCUGGCCAAGCUGCAGCAGUUCACCAACGCCUUCAUGGACCACCCUCACUCYCUGCCGUUCAACCACUCCGCCCCGCACCCCAGGACCUCGUACGCCAACACGCCCCCGCUCUCGUCGCAGCACUCCAGCCUGGUGUCGCUGUCCCAGACCCCGCGCAGGCUCCCCAACCCCCAGGUGCAGGCCACCAUGACCCCUCCCCCGAACCUGGGCUCGCCGCCGCACGUGAUGCUGCAGCCCAACGUGGGCCUCCCGUCCUCUCAGCGGACGCCCCAAACGACGCCCAAGACUCACGUGUCGGCGCGCUCCCGGUCGUCCUCGCUGUCCCACCACCACCACCACCAGCAGCAGAUGUACUCGCGCUCGCCGCAGACCGUCGCCAUGCAGGCGCCGUCCAGGACGCUGGCCGCCAUGCCGCGCGUUAACAUGAGCAUGAACAUCAUGCCGGCGCCGGGCUACAACGUCAACUCCAUGAACAUGCCCUCCCUCAACGCCAUGAACGGCUACAGCAUGAGCCAGCCCAUGAUGAACAGCGGCUACCAUGGCAACCACGCCUACAUGAACCAGUCGCCCCAGUACUCUAUGCAGAUGGGCAUGAUGGGAACGCAGCCAUACCCCCAGCAGCCCAUGCAGGCUCCGCCACACGGCAACAUGGUGUACUCUCCAGCUGGCCACCAUGGCUACAUGAACACGGGCAUGUCCAAGCAGCCCCUGAAAGGGCCUUUAAUCAGACGCUAACCGAGCUGCGUUUGACUGAUGCACCGAUCAGGCCUUGUUCUUUUCUCUCUGACGGUGGCUUUUUAUUUGAUUUUAUUAUGUUUUAUUACUUAAAAACCAGCAGCAGCACUUGUAAAGAAUGCAAAAAUGUUCAUCAGCGAGUUAACUUUAAAGCUAACGUUAAAAACAAAACAAAAAAAGUAUUUUUGUUCCUCCUGAUGGGAAGCCUUACAUCGUUACGAUGAAAAUCUAUUUAAUUAGUGUUAGUGUCUCUGAUGUGUCUUUAGGCCAGGCGGGUUCAGAGCUCGGACGUAGAGAUUUCAUCAGUCUUGCAGUUGUGUAGCAGCCUCAAAUGAAGCCAUUCAAUGCUACAAGUGGAGGUAGUGGCUGUUUGAACCUGUUCAGUGUACCUGUCUAACAGUGCUGACAUUUAGUUUGUACUAUACUCAUGCCUUUGUAUAUUUAAAUUAUUGUACUUAUUUUGUAAAGUGACAAAAAGCAUGCUUCAGUCUCUGUUAGUGACAGUGCAUUUGAGUAGUACUGUACAAGUGUUGUGCUUUUUAGCAAGCCAUUUCAAAAAAUAUAUAUCUGGCCUUUUAUUAGGUUUCCCUCCACAGGGACAAAAAUGAAACUAUAUUUUGUUAAAUCUAAUAAUGUAAAAAAAAUGUAAAAUUAGUCUUGUUUUCUGUUUGGUUUGAGAGGUUUUAUUGCUAUGUAUGUAUAAUUCUGAAGCCUUUUGUAACAAAUCUCCUUGAGGCAGCUUUCUGUUUAAUAAAGCAGACGGAUUUCUGUCGAAAAAAGAAGAAAGUAUAUCUCAGUGUUUGUACCCUGAAAAUUCUAAAACAUUUCGAAAUAUCCAGAAGUGUGGCGGAAUUWAAAAAAAAAAGAAAGGAUUAUAAUGAUGAAAUAACAAUAAAGAAGAUAUAAAUUUAGUCCAAAGUUGAUAUUUUACAUAAUGCCUUUAAAAGCUACGUUUUCAUUCCAUCUGUAGAUUUGUUUUCUAUCUUUAUAAAAUGUGGGAUUUAUAUUUUACCGAAUUGUAGAAGAAUAGAGCCUGUGAAUAGACCAAACUAAGCUAAUGGAUUGCAUGUAAAACGCAACUUGUAUUUGUGUUUUAUUUUAUUUUUGUUUAGUUUAUUUUUUUUGUUUUUUUGUUUUUUGUUUAUAAUGCUCUUUUGUAGCCUUUGUACCUGUACAGAGCUGCUGGUAAGAACGAGGGAAAUAUCUGGCUAUGUGCACUCAAGUCGAACAGAAUGACAUUCUUGUAUUUAUGACUUUACUCCUUUUGUCAGUCACUUAAAAUGCUGUACAUUUUAGCAUAAGAAUAAAUUAUGAUUGACCAUGUA
Molecule: messenger RNA, 8212 nt
Organism: Austrofundulus limnaeus
Lineage: Eukaryota; Metazoa; Chordata; Actinopteri; Cyprinodontiformes; Rivulidae
Gene: kat6b
Product: K(lysine) acetyltransferase 6B
Exons: 17
Coding region: 516-6887 (2123 amino acids)
Biological process (GO): regulation of transcription by RNA polymerase II; nucleosome assembly
Cellular component (GO): nucleus; chromatin; nucleosome
Molecular function (GO): chromatin binding; histone H3 acetyltransferase activity; transcription coregulator activity
Source: RefSeq, a predicted model, not a curated record